Molecule: messenger RNA, 1350 nt
Organism: Rhagoletis pomonella (apple maggot)
Lineage: Eukaryota; Metazoa; Arthropoda; Insecta; Diptera; Tephritidae
Cellular component (GO): membrane
Source: RefSeq, a predicted model, not a curated record
UUUUUUUAAUUUCUUGCAGUCGCCAGUGGCAUUCCGCUACCGCAAUCGGCAGCAUAAGUACCGCACGCUCGAAUUCCACCUGAAACAGCAUAAAUGAGUAAUUAACGUAAGUUGGACCAGCUAGCGCCUGCAACAACAACUCACAAAAACGCACCGCAACAACAUGGAAGGCAUGAAUGCCAACAGCAGCAAUUUCAAUGGUAUUUCCACUAGCAAUCACAACAAUAGCAGCGCAAACAUGAACAGCAACAACAACAACAACAACAACAAUAGCAAUAACGUCAACACCAACACCAACACCAACAGCGACAUGAUUCGGCAAUCAGAGUCACCAGCACGCACAAUCGAUUCGCACGACUCCACUAUCGAUAGCAUGGAUACGAUUGUGGAUCGCAGCAUCAAUCGCGAGGAGCUCAUGCAGGCAGCCAUUGAGCAGAGCACGAACACGACAAAUGACCAACACGAUAGUCUCACCAAUUCACAAAAAUCUAUUUUACAACAAAAUAGCAGCGGCUGUAGUGAUACAGAAGAGCAUCGCCAGCGAUUGGGAAAACAAAAGCAACAGCAAACGCAAACACAAGUGCAACAAUUGCACGCAGAUGCACAAAGCCACAUUUACUCAAGUCCUGUUUAUGAUCAAAAACCACCACUGAAAUUAACAGCCGCCACUAUGAUCGCUUCCGUCACAGCUAACAACAGCCGUAACGGCAAUGGCAAUGGCGAUGGCGAUGACACAAAGAAGUCAAAACUGAUGACACACGAAGAGUUCCAACAACAGCUACAGGCAACAAUGGCUGCGCGUGCCAACACACUUGAUUCGCGUAUAAGUAAGAAACAGCGUUUUCCACCGGAAUUGAUUAAAAUCAAAGAUGGCGACGGCAGCUCAUCGAACUCGGCGAAAUAUCAUAGACGUGCCAAAUCCAGCGCCGACUGUUGUUCAGCCUUUCCAUGGCAAAUCGUUUUGGGCACUUUGCAGUUAAUGUUGGCCAUUACGCUGGUGGCGCUGGGUUCAUUGCUGAUUGUGCGCGAAGCAGCGCUUUCUACGGCGGGCUGUGGUAUUUGGACGGGCUUGGUGGCCGCCAUUACGGGUUCGCUGGGUGUGGUUAGCAUAAGAAAGACCCAGACUGCUUUCCUGGCGUUGAGUUUGGUGUGCAUAGCGACCAGUACACUGGCGUUGGCCGUUUCGGGAGUGGGCCUCUCCAGGGAUGUGAAUCGCUUGGAGGAAAAGUUUGACCUGUUGAAUGCAAACAGUGAAGUGUCAGCUGCUUCCGGUUUAAUAUUAACGUUGUUUUUGCACUUCGUGGUUAGUAUUAUAUCCGUUUAUCGCUGCGCUUUGCAGAUAUGUUCAAG